Messenger RNA from Amblyraja radiata (thorny skate), 1941 nucleotides. RefSeq names its product coiled-coil domain-containing protein 68. The record is from RefSeq and is a predicted model, not a curated record. NCBI's taxonomy places the organism in Eukaryota, Metazoa, Chordata, Chondrichthyes, Rajiformes, Rajidae. Gene Ontology annotation, cellular component: intracellular anatomical structure. The transcript is spliced from 11 exons. Gene Ontology annotation, biological process: intracellular signal transduction. The coding region runs from base 416 to 1465 and encodes 349 amino acids.
UUGCCAGUAAUAGUACACUUGGAAAUAUUCAGACUGAUUCACAUUCAGAAGUUUUGUUUUUACAGGAUUUCUACACGGCAAACAGCUGAAUGUAUGACGACCCAGCUUUAAGAAAUGUUUUUUUACUGUUGGCAACCUGCCAAAGAGGAAGUACAAAGGUGUAGCUUGAGUUUCAGAAACAAUUAACAUGUUGUGCAGUGUAGACAAGAAUGAAAGAGUUUCAAUAGAUCAUCGGCUACAAAACGUUUCAACUAGCUGCACAAAUGAAUAUCACCGUGCUCAAUGCUUUGGAUAACCUGCUUACAAAGCGUUCGUGCUGGUAGCAGCUCGUUCAGCAGGUGCAGUAUUACAGGCAUUUCCAGUUUUCAAAGAUCCACUUCCAUUUUAGAAAGGUUAUAUAUUAUUUGCAUCUGUAAUGUACAACACAGAGAUCAGAGCAUUGGAAACUAACAGUCAUGAAAAAGAAGAAAUAAGUCCAUUAUAUGGAUCUGCCAUGACACACAUCAAAGAAGAGACAGAAUAUAUUAAAGAGAUGCGAAUUACACUGCGGAGAGUACGAGAGCAGAUGUUCACGAUUGAAGAUGGAGCCACUCACAGCCCAUUAACUCAAGAGAUAAAGAUACCUGUGACAGAGUCGCCCGAUCUUGAUGAAUCCGACCCUUGUUUGGCUGAACUGUGCUCCAAGUAUCAACAGAUCCUUGAUCAGAUUAAAGCAAAAGAUGCCGAGCUUCACGCCAUUCUACAAGAAAACAAGGAACUGGACACACAGUUGGAGGCCACUCAGGAAGCGGGAGCUGCGGCACUUCGGAAUGCCUCACAGAAACUCUACAAGCAGUAUCAAAAGCAGAUGGAUGAACUAAAGCAGAAGCAUGAGCAGGAGAAGCAGAGGCUUCAGGCUUUUACCGAGGAGCAGGAGGAAAAUUUGAAAAGUAGCGUUGAAAAUUUCAAUAACCUGGAACUGAAACUUCUGCACAAACAGAACAGCCUGACAGAACUGGAAAGGCGAAUAGACAGGAUGGAAAAGGAGAAGGAAGAGUUGAUGGGAAGGAAGCUUUCUGUGGAGAAAGAGAUGGAAUGCAAGAAUUCAAUGGAUUAUCCAGACGGCACAAAAGGGUUUCAGAAUCUUCGGUUGGAGUCUUCCACACUGCAGGAAAAAAUCUUUCACCUCGACAAUGUCAUCACACAGCAACACCGAAAUCUGCAUAGUGCAAUAAACUCGAUUGAAAACUCAAAAAUGGAGUUGGAAAAACAGGAUUUAAUCAUUUUGAAACUGAAGGAACAAGUAGGCAUACUUGAAGCAGAGAACAAUCGUCUGAAAAAUAAAGUUGAAGUUUGCUCUGAAAAGCAAAAGGAAAAUGAUUCACCAGCUUCAUCUGACAGCCCUCCUCCUAAAUCCAUUAGUGAAUCGAAAAGAAACCAAACCCCUUACCAAAUGCUGAUGAAUUGGAAAAAGUCAACUGCCUGACCACGGGCCCAGCUGCCUCUACAUUGCGGUGCAUUUACCACAGAGGAAUUCUUAAAGAAGAGAGCUCACGUCUCCAAGCACACUUGCCUGCCAGCUUCUUGUGACCAUCUAAUUUGUAAAUUGCCAAAGGAUAGAGUACAAAAACACAUGUCUGAAACUGCAUGUACACAGGCAAAUUAAAGACCUGCUGCACUCUGUGGUUUUUGAAAGCAAUAUCUGUCAGGAAAUGAAAUGAAGUAUUGAAGUGGAAGACUGAUUGAGGGAAACAUUGGGUAAUCAAAUGAAAAUGGCUCAGAAGGGCAGGACAAUGCAACUAUCAUGUACAUUUUCCACAAAUGCAGCUCUAAACUGGUUUCUCAAGAGUGAGCAUUUAAAAUGUCGACUUAAUAUGUCUCGUAUUGCUUCACUGAGCACUUGACUGUGCAAGCAAAUGUACAGACUUAUUUGCUUGUCUGAAAUAAAUCUAUUUAAUUGGU